Drosophila rhopaloa is the source of this 5096-nucleotide messenger RNA. Its product is annotated as phospholipid-transporting ATPase ABCA3. Gene Ontology annotation, molecular function: ABC-type transporter activity; lipid carrier activity; ATP hydrolysis activity. The record is from RefSeq and is a predicted model, not a curated record. Gene Ontology annotation, biological process: transmembrane transport; lipid transport. The transcript has 10 exons. Gene Ontology annotation, cellular component: intracellular membrane-bounded organelle; membrane. Bases 27 to 5096 code for a protein of 1689 amino acids. Lineage: Eukaryota; Metazoa; Arthropoda; Insecta; Diptera; Drosophilidae.
GAAACCUGUCCCUAAAAUCUAGAACGAUGACGGUUCGGGACUAUAUCCGCAAGUUUUUACUGAUGAACUGGAAGAACCACAAGCUGCAGCUGGCCAGUCCGUUUGAGCUGAUUCUCAUGGUGGCAUUGCCCCCAUUGUUCACCCUUUUGGCGGUGAUGAUGCGAUUCUUUAUACCGGUGGAUCACCGAUCCGACAAGGUGUACGAACCGAUCGAUUUGGACCGCAGCUGGGAGCAAAUGGUGGAGAAGUUGCAGAUGGCGCGACGAUUCGCCGAUCAGUUCAAUGUGAAGGGAAAUCCGUUUACACCGCAUCUGAUUAUCGGCUGGGCACCGAAUCGCUUCAAUGUCUUUCAGACAAUGAUGCAAAGGGUGCAGGAGGAAAUCGAUCCGAUGACCACGAUGAGUUUCGAUGAUUGCGAGAAGCUGCGAGUGGCGAUGGUCGAGGAGAAUCUGUUUGCGGGCCUCUGUUUCGGUGAGCAUCCGUUCAAGGAGGACUAUCCAUUCGAGGAGGGCACCAUGGUGUCCGAGGACAGUCUCCAGCCGAUGCUCAACUAUACGAUCAUCCUGCCCAGCGAGUUGAGACUGCUGGACGGUGACUUCCUGAUGGCCAACUGGAUGACACUGUACAAGGAGGAUCCGCACACCUUCGUCCUUAUACGGCUCAAUCAGCCGUACGAGGGCGGAUUCGUGGGCUAUGUUCGAGAGGGUUUCAUUCGGCUCCAGAAGACGGUCAGCGAAUCCUUUUUAUCCCUGACCAGCCACAAGUCCCUGCCAAUUAUCCAUUUGAGACGCUUCCCCGUCACCGGACGCAAUCAGGAUCCCCUGAUGUUCAAUCUCGACUACGGCAUGUCCUUCAUGGUCGUCAUCGGAUUCCUUUUUCCCAUCCAGCUAUUCGUUUGGCAGAUGGUAAAUGAGAAGCAGACGCAGGUUCGCCAGUUUCUGAUCAAUAUGAACAUUAGCAAUCUUAUACACUUUGCUUGCUGGUAUAUUAAGGGUAUGGUCUACAUGAUGCUAAGCUCGCUACUUAUCGCAAUGCUUCUAAAGACACGCUGGGACCAGGAUCACGGAGUGCUGACCCAGACACCCUGGUACAUACUGAUUUUAGUGCUGUUCUGCUACAACUCCGCCUCAAUUUCCUUUGCGAUCCUGAUUGCGUCGUUUUUCCGGAACGCCCUAAACGCGGUUCGUGUGACGACGAUUAUGUGGAUGGUGUCCUAUGUGCCCACGCUGAUGCUGUGGAAUAACCCGGAGCGGAAUAUUCUGCCCCUGCGAUACGUUUGCUAUGUACUGCCAAAUGUGGUGCUGACUCUGGUAUUCGAGUGUCUGAUUGAGCGCGAAUCCAUAUUUAAUGUUUCCUGGGCCGAUUCUGGCUAUAAUCUGAACUAUCAUGGCGGUCCCAUAACAGUGUCCUCGAGCACCUGGAUCUUCAUGCUGAUCUCGUUGGUCGACUGUGCCAUUGGAUUGUAUGUGGACACGUGGCGCGGCAUCGACCGAUCAGGAAAGAGAAUGAAGAAACCCAAUCCGGUUGCCAGUGUCCAUGAGGAUCCCUAUCAGGAUCGGGCGGAUAGUUUUACACAUCAGGGUCAGGCUGUUGGUGUUAAUUCCACGAAAAUCUAUGAAGUGGAACCCUCACAUCGGCGCUUUAAACUGAAGAUCAAGAAGCUUUGCAAACGUUUUGGGACCAACGAUCGGCCGGCAUUGAAUCUUUUUUCGUGGAAUGUGUACGAGAACGAGGUCACCGUUUUGAUGGGUCACAAUGGCUGCGGCAAGAGUACACUGCUGAAAAUCUUAGCUGGUUUGAUAGAGCCCAAUCGAGGCACCGUAAUGAUCUCAACCUUUAAUAUACAGACCGAAAGGAAGGCGGCCUCCAUGGAAUUGGGCAUCGCAUUCGGGCCCGAAAUGUUCUUGACCGGAUUCACCGUCCUCGAUUAUUUGCGAUUUAUUUGCCGGGUUAAGGGGCUGCAUAAUUCCAUCGAGGUCGAUGGACAGGCCAACUAUUUUCUCAAUAUCCUGCAAAUAGAAAAUGUGAAAGACAAACGAAUCCGCAAUCUCACCGGACGCGACUUGUGCUUGUUGAGCAUUUGUUGUGCCUUCGUGGGCAAUAGUCCCAUAAUCCUCAUAGACGACAUACACUCCGAUCUGGACAAGCAGUCACAGUCGCUGGUCUGGAAUCUGAUCAACGAGGAGAAGUCGAAGCGCACCAUUAUCCUGGUCUCCAAUUCGCCGGCGCUGGCCGAAAGUAUUGCCGAUCGGAUGGCCAUCAUGUCGAAUGGAGAACUCAAGUGCACCGGCACGAAGCCCUUUUUGAAAAAUAUGUACGGACAUGGCUAUCGAUUGACCUGCGUGAAGGGGCAGAACUGCAAUAUUGAUGAGCUGUUUGGCAUGAUGAAUAGCUACAUGCCCAACAUGAGUGUCGAGCGGGACAUUGGAUACAAGGUCACAUUCGUGCUGGAGAACAAGUACGAGGAUCAGUUCCCGAUGCUGAUCGACGAUCUGGAGCAGAACAUGCAGCGAUUGGGAGUGGUCAGUUUCCGGAUAAGGGACACCUCGAUGGAGGAGAUCUUCCUGCGAUUCGGAUGCGAGGAGAACGACAAUUUCCAGUCGAACGAGAAUGUCCAAGUUCUGCUGGAAGAGUACUAUGGCCAUUUGGCGAAGGCCAAAGAAAAGGGUCGCCGGACGGGCUGGAAAUUGGGUCUAUUACAUGCAAGGGCCAUGUUCUACAAGCGAUGGAUCGCUGGCUUCCGGCAUUGGAUCGUUGUGGUAUUCGAGAUAAUAGCCAUUGCACUGGGACUGGUAUGCACUUUUUCCAGCGUUUUCAUCUACGGCAAGAACUACGAGCUGGUGCCGCUGACCUUUAACCUCAGCCAGCUGCACACCGUCGAUGCCUUCGUGGAGCUCUUCUCCGAGGAGGAGGACGUCAAGGACAUGCAUGCCUACUACACGGAACUGCUCUAUUGGUACGAUGCCCAUGUGACGAUGUUGACGAGGAACCGCCAUAACAGAUACGCCCUGUUGCAGCACAACGAGUUCACCAAAAACGUCAACUUUCGCUAUAUCUUCGGGGCCACAUUUGACCAGAAUGUGGUCACCGCCUGGUUCAACAACAUACCACUGCACUCGGCUCCUUAUGCUUUAAAUGUCGUCCACAAUGCGGUGGCCAGGCACUUGUUUGACGAGGAGGCCACCAUCGAUGUGACCCUGCAGCCGCUGCCGUUCCAGACGAACAUCAACACCUUUCCACCGAAUAACCACAGUUUUGGUGGCGCCUUGGCCUUCAGCAUUUGCUUCGUACUGACCUUCAUAUGGCCGGCAUUUGCGAUCUAUAUGAUUAACGAACGCGGCAGUUUGAUGAAAAAGCAGCAGUUUUUGGCAGGAGCUAGAUUUUGCAGCUACUGGGCGUUCACGGCGCUAUAUGAUGUCUUCUUCCUGCUCAUCUACUGCCUCUGCGUAGUCGGAAUGGUGGCCAUCUACAAGAGUCCCCACCACGACGUAAUGCUAUACGUCUUCCUAUUGAUCACUUUAACAAUUGCUGGACUUUGGGUGAUCCUGCUCGCCUACUUUAUAUCCAGCAUCUGCAGGAACCCGAGCUAUGGAUAUAUGUGGCUGUGCGGGAUUAACAGCAUGGGCAUUGUCGUCUUCUCACAGAUAUAUAGAACUGGCUUCGAGAAUUUGAAUCUCGAGCCGAGCUUUUUGACCAUGUAUUCGGUGGCCUUAAUAAUAUGCAAGCUUUUCAUGAUCUAUGAAUACAAGCUGAUCUGCACGGAUCCCAUAGUGAACUUCACCUCCAUCGAGAUCUUCAAGUGCAAGAGUAUCCCCAAUUGCUGCAUUAGUUCGGACUACAGUACUCCGCAUACGGGCAUCUACGAGGAACUCAGUAUAAUGACGGCACUUUGUAUUAUAUUGGGUAUUUUCCUGUUUUUCACGGAGUACUACUCGAUCGUGGGAUUUGGAUACUGCCGCGCUGCGAGGGCGGUCAUUCCGCCGGAGGAUAAUCGGGAUGAACUAUUCCCCGGCAACACCCUGAAUACAACCAUCGUCGCUGAACUCCACCGGGCCAGUAAUCUAUCGGAGAAGGAGCGCAGUGAACACGCCGCCGUCGGGAUUGGCAUUGUCACCAAGUAUCGCCGCACUACAGUGCUUAAGGGCCUGGACUUCACUGUGGCAAAGGCGGAUUGCGUGAGCAUCACUGGGUUGAACAACUCCGGCAAGACGACGCUGCUGAAGCUGCUGGUGAGCGAGGCGAAGCUGAAGAGUGGACAGAUCUGGAUCAUGGGCUACUCGGUGCAGCGCCACCGGCUGAAGUGCUACCGAAUGGUGGGCUACUGCCCGCAGCGGGACAACCUGCCGGCGGAGUUCACGCCCCGGGAGCUGCUCUACAUUCACGCCCUGCUCCAGGGACACAAGCACCGGAUGGCCCGGGCGUUGUCGGAAUCGCUGCUCCGGAUGCUGGGACUCACCAUAUGCUGGAAUCGAUCGGUCCGCAUGUGCACCUCCGGUCAGAUCCGGCGAUUGUACUUCGCCUACGCCGUAAUGGGAUCCCCGGAUCUGAUCUGUGUGGACGGGGUGCCGGCUGGUCUGGAUCCCACUGGCAAACGGAUCAUCCUGAUGAUGACCUCCACCCUGCAGGCGAUGGGCUCCAGUUUUCUGUACACCACACUGACCAGUCUGGACGCCGAGCGACUGUGCACGCGGACACCGCACCUACUGGAGGGCCAGCUUUGGAUGCUGGGAUCUGUGGAAGCCCAGAACGAGAACUACAGGAACGGUUAUCAGCUGGAGGUUCGGUUCAAGCGCAAGGUCAAUCCAAAUGUCAGCAUGUCACGAACCACCUGGAACCUCAUCAAUCACUUUCCCAUGUCGCCGAACAAGAAGUUCAGCGCCUUCAUGGAGAUCAAGUUCCCCGACGCCACGCUCAAGGCCGAAAGGGAAGACUCGAUGGUUUUUCAAAUGCCCUUGGGCACCACCACCUUUUCGGAGAUAUUUCUUACACUGCGCAAAGAUGCCUUCGAAAUGAACAUCGAGGACUAUUUCAUCACGCGCAAUAUGCGCACAGGGUUCCAGAUCUAUAGCAUUGAUCAAUAUCAGGACAAUCCAUGA